Messenger RNA from Peromyscus leucopus (white-footed mouse), 3276 nucleotides. It is a transcript of the gene Elfn1, whose product is annotated as extracellular leucine rich repeat and fibronectin type III domain containing 1. Bases 448 to 2937 code for a protein of 829 amino acids. The record is from RefSeq and is a predicted model, not a curated record. Lineage: Eukaryota; Metazoa; Chordata; Mammalia; Rodentia; Cricetidae. Gene Ontology annotation, molecular function: protein binding. Gene Ontology annotation, cellular component: plasma membrane. The transcript has 2 exons.
UCGAACCCCCCUCCCAGGCCGCGCGGCGAGGGGCGGGGCACGCGCGCAGAUCGAUGGGCGAAGCUGGGGAGGAAUUUCAAUCCGAGAGCGAACUUAGAGCUUGAAGGACGGAGGCGAGGCGGCAGCGGUGGUGGCGGUGGCGGGUGCAGCCCCGGAACGCCGGCCGAGCCGGGCCGGGCAGCAGAGAGCACUUCAGGCAGAGGAGCCGGGAGAAGCCACCAGGACGCACAGGCCCAUGGGAAAGCAGGCCGUGGUCACCUCAGGACCGGGGAGGACGACGUGGGGUGGCGGGCAGUGAGGGAGCCGUCCUCCCUCCCAGCACUUGCGCCAUGCAGCUUGGGACAGGACACCUCGGACAGUACAGGCAGUGACCCAUCCCACCCCUAAGUCCCCUGGGGGGGCACUGCCCAGCCCUCCACCCUGUCCCCACAGGCAGAGUGUCCCGAGAUGGCUGGGCAUGGGUGGGCUGCACCGUGGGUGCUUGUGGCAGCCGCCACAUUACUGCACGCGGGCGGGCUGGCCCAAGGUGACUGCUGGCUGAUCGAGGGUGACAAGGGCUUCGUGUGGCUGGCCAUCUGCAGCCAGAACCAGCCGCCCUAUGAGGCCAUCCCCCAGCAGAUCAACAACACCAUCGUGGACCUGCGGCUUAACGAGAACCGCAUCCGCAGUGUGCAGUAUGCCUCCCUGAGCCGCUUUGGGAACCUCACAUACCUCAACCUCACCAAGAAUGAGAUAGGCUACAUCGAGGACGGGGCCUUCUCCGGCCAGUUCAACCUCCAGGUGCUGCAGCUGGGUUACAAUCGGCUGCGCAACCUUACGGAGGGCAUGCUGCGGGGCCUGAGCAAGCUUGAGUACCUGUACCUGCAAGCCAACCUCAUCGAGGUGGUGAUGGCCAGCGCCUUCUGGGAGUGUCCCAACAUCAUCAACAUAGAUCUCUCCAUGAACCGCAUCCAGCAGCUGGGCAGCGGCACCUUCGCCGGCCUGACCAAGCUCUCGGUGUGUGAAAUCUACAGCAACCCUUUCUACUGCUCCUGUGAGCUGCUGGGCUUCCUGCGCUGGCUGGCCGCCUUCACCAAUGCCACGCAGACCCACGACCGGGUACAGUGUGAGUCACCUCCAGUCUACGCCGGCUACUUCCUGCUGGGCCAGGGCCGCCAUGGCCACCAGCGUAGCAUCCUCAGCAAACUGCAGUCUGUGUGUACUGAGGACUCCUACACAGCCGAGGUGCUUGGUGCACCUCGCCCAGUGCCAGGCCGGUCACAGCCAGGACAUUCGCCGCCACCACCUCCCCCGGAGCCUAGCGACAUGCCCUGUGCCGAUGAUGAGUGCUUCUCUGGUGACGGCACUACACCGCUGGUGGUCCUCACUACCCUGGCCACUCAGAUGGAGGCCCGUCCCUCCAUGAAAGUCAAGCAGCUGACCCAAAACUCGGCCACCAUCAUGGUGCAGCUGCCGAGCCCGUUCAACCGCAUGUACACGCUGGAGCAGUACAACAACAGCAAAUCGUUCACCGUGUCCAAGCUGACCCAGCCUCAGGAGGAGAUCCGCCUCACCAACCUCUACACCCUCACCAACUACACAUACUGCGUGGUCUCCACCAGCUCUGGCACCCAUCACAACCACACCUGCCUUACCAUCUGCCUGCCCAAACCGCCCAGCCCACCUGGCCCCGUGCCCAGCCCCUCCACAGCCACCCACUACAUCAUGACCAUCCUGGGCUGCCUCUUCGGCAUGGUGCUGGUUCUGGGCGCCGUCUACUACUGCCUGCGCAAGCGGAGGCGGCAGGAGGAGAAACAUAAGAAGGCGGUGGCGGCAGCGGCUGGCAGCCUGAAAAAGACCAUCAUUGAACUUAAGUAUGGGCCUGAGAUUGAGGCGCCUGGGCUAGCCCCGCUGACCCAGGGCCCGCUGCUGGGUCCCGAGGCUGUGACUCGAAUACCCUACCUGCCAGCCACCACCAGUGAUGUGGAGCAGUACAAGCUGGUGGAGAGUAGCGAGACCCCUAAAGCCACCAAGGGGAACUACAUUGAAGUGCGCACAGGGGAGCCGCCAGAACGCAGAAGCUGCGAGCUGAGCCGGCCCGGCCAGGAAACCCAGCACUCAGUGACGGAGAUUUCCACCAUCGCCAAGGAAGUGGAUCGGGUCAACCAGAUCAUUAACAAUUGCAUCGACGCACUCAAGUCUGAGUCCACUUCCUUCCAGGGCGCCAAACCCGGGGCCGCGCCUGCCGCUGAGCCGCAGCUGGUACUGCUGUCCGAGCCUCUGGCUAGCAAGCACAGCUUCCUGUCCCCUGUAUACAAAGAUGCCUUUGGCCACGGUGGCCUGCAGCGGCACCACAGCGUGGAGGCUGCGCCCGGGCCCCCCAGGGCCAGCACUUCAUCCAGCGGUUCUGCACGUAGCCCUCGCUCCUUCCGGGCUGAGGCCACCGGCACACAUAAGGCCCCAGCCACUGAGACCAAGUACAUUGAAAAAAGCUCACCUGUGCCCGAGACCAUCCUCACUGUGACACCCGCGGCCACCGUGCUGCGGGCUGAGGCCGACAAGGGUCGCCAGUAUGGCGAGCAUCGGCACUCGUACCCCGGCUCCCACCCUGCUGAGCCACCUGCUCCACCACCACCUCCACCCACUCAUGAGGGGCUCGGUGGCCGCAAGGCAUCCAUCCUGGAGCCUCUGACCCGGCCACGACCCCGAGACCUCGUCUACUCGCAGCUGUCUCCGCAGUACCAUAACCUGAGCUAUUCCUCCAGCCCCGAGUACACCUGCAGGGCGUCCCCGAGCAUCUGGGAGCGCCUCAGACUGAGCCGUCGGAGGCACAAGGAUGACGCAGAGUUCAUGGCGGCUGGCCACGCCCUGCGCAAGAAGGUCCAGUUUGCCAAAGAUGAGGACCUGCAUGACAUCCUAGACUACUGGAAAGGUGUGUCCGCCCAGCACAAGUCCUGAAUCUCCCUCCAUCCCUCGGCAGGGCCCAAGGCAACCCGGCCCUGUCCUCUCCGAAACUCGUGAUGCUCAGUGGACCAAAAAGGAUAGACCAUCUGCAGCAGCUAGCCCUGACUGAGACUCAACACUAAGCCCAACAUACGUGCACAAAACAAGGGGCUGCGGGGCUCAGCGCCUGGCCUGCAGGGACAGCAUGAGGAGGCCGCAGGUGGCCGGGACAGUAGAUAGACUAACUUUCAUGUAAACUGUACUGUGCCUGCUGCCUGGUGCAAGCAAGCAAGCCACACACACACACACACACACACACACACAUACACACACGCACACACACACACACACGCA